AUGACCAGAGUAUAUCAUCCGCGUGCGCAACAGCCGCCCCAGCGCGGCAGUACGCUUGAUCAGUCGCGAGCCGCCGUCAAGAAGAAGAAGCCGUACAAGAUCGUGCUAGAAGCGGUAACCCAAGAGAAGAAGAAGCUACAUUCCAUUCUGACAUAUGCGUCGAACGCCCCCACUGGCUUCGGUUUCAUCCCAGCUGGACACCCCGAAUUCACAGAAUGGUGCAAAGAGCAGUGUCGACAGCGCAACCUUGACGUACACAUCGUCUCUGCCAAGCCGAAGAACAAAACCCACUCCGAUCCCGAGAAGCUAUCCCACCACGUCCACCGAGUCGGACACCACUUUCCUCUCACCAUCAUCGAACUUGCCUGCAACAAGUUCGGAUAUCUCUACGAUGAGAGACGCGGCCUGCGGAAGGACAAAGAAGGUGACAGAACCAACUGGAUAGCCCAAGAGUUUGAAGACUACUCUUCGCGGCAAGUACAACGAGGGCAUCCCGCCACUGAGAAGGAGACCAAGGGUUACAUCCACGGCGCCGUUCGCGAGAUGUUUCCCAAGAUACCAGAGGCAGAUCUACAAGCCAUUGUUUCUCAUGCGUUUGAGGAGGGAACUAACCGGGUAGGUAAUGCUAAGGAGCUUUCGUUGGCUCGUAGGGUGCAACUCGCAGUUGUCGCGCAUAUCCGCCACACAUACACAGACUACGAUAAGCUGCUCAAGACUGACGGCUGGUCGGAAGCCCGUGGCCAGGUCGAGAAAGUCUCUCUUGCGAAACUCAAAGAGUGGCGAGAUGAAGACGGAAAGCAAAGCAACGAACUUGAGGAAACCUUCCGUGAAGUCAUUGUUCUUGACGAUGAUGAUGAAGCUAGCAGCGAUGAAGGCUCCAUGGCCACGCCUGAUGAGCGCGAGCAAAGCAUGGAAAUUGUUUCUAGUCGUGCUACUGCGCGCGAUCUACAGCCGGAACUACAUGCUAACUACCCGAGUGGGGAUGUCCGCAACAUGAGACCUUCAUCAAGAAGAACCAUUGUCCUUCCGCGCUAUGCUCCUCCUCCACCGCCACCUGUAUUAUCUGGCACCUCACGUUUCCAGUCACCUAUGCAGCAGCCUUUCCAAUCAGUGCGAACGAGGACAAACGAUCCGUAA
This is a messenger RNA of Alternaria incomplexa, 1137 nucleotides long. RefSeq lists its product as uncharacterized. Lineage: Eukaryota; Fungi; Ascomycota; Dothideomycetes; Pleosporales; Pleosporaceae. The record is from RefSeq and is a predicted model, not a curated record. The transcript is spliced from 3 exons. The coding region runs from base 1 to 1137 and encodes 378 amino acids.